Molecule: messenger RNA, 2492 nt
Organism: Chenopodium quinoa (quinoa)
Lineage: Eukaryota; Viridiplantae; Streptophyta; Magnoliopsida; Caryophyllales; Amaranthaceae
Product: amino acid transporter AVT6C-like
Exons: 5
Coding region: 378-1721 (447 amino acids)
Biological process (GO): amino acid transmembrane transport
Molecular function (GO): amino acid transmembrane transporter activity
Source: RefSeq, a predicted model, not a curated record
CCGCAUGUAAAGUCAUAUAACAAAUCCACAACUCCUAUAACGAAUCCACAACUAUACAGAUAAUAUAAGAUUGAAUCACAUUGUAAUAUUGUAUACAAUACACUCAUUAGGACCUAUAGUACCACUGCACAUACCGCUUUCAAUGACCAAAAAUAUCAAAUUCUAUAAGGAUAGCCGUGUGCUAGACUGGGUUUUAUCCAUUUUUACAAGAUCUAAAAAGAAAGCCAACUUUCUCAAGCCAACUCUCUCUAUUUAUAUUCUUAUUUUUCUCACUCUUUCUCAAUCAUAUACGCAGGCACAAAAUCUAGCUUGAAAAAGGGCAACAUCACAAAACUUAGCUUCAAAUCUUCAAACCCCACCAAAAAAAAACCCAGAAAAUGAAGGGAAAAGAAGAAAGAGAAACAGAAUCAAGAAUUGAAAUCCCUUUACUGGAGAAAUUGGAUGAUGAAGAAGAUUCAGGAGGAAAAGGGGCAAGUUUAACAAGUGCAGUAUUCAAUAUAUCAACUACUAUGAUUGGGGCUGGAAUUAUGUCAAUUCCUGCAACUUUUAAGGUUCUGGGUGUUUUUCCAGCUUUGAUUGUUCUUGUAAUUGUUGCAAUUAUGGGAGAUAUUACUGGAGAAUAUAUGUUAAGGUAUACUCAUUCUGGAAAGUCAACUACUUAUGCUGGAUUGAUGGGGGAGUCUUUUGGUAGAGUUGGUUCACUUGCUUUGCAAAUUUGUGUUAUGAUUACUAGUUUUGGGUGUCUUAUCAUCUAUCUCAUUAUUAUUGGGGACGUGCUUUCUGGAACCCAUUCCGGGAGCACCAUCCACACUGGACUACUACAGGAAUGGUUUGGGUUUUAUUGGUGGACUUCGCGUGCCUUUGCAAUUCUCUUUGUGGUGCUUCUUGUUAUCCUUCCUCUGGUGUUGUUUCGUCGUGUAGAUUCACUUAGGUACACUUCAUUAUUGGCAAUUCUCCUUGCCUUAGUGUUUGUUGUCAUAUCCUCAAUAUUGGCAAUAGAAGCAAUGUUGGAAGGAAAAACACAAAACCUGAAACUAGUGCCUGAUUUUUCCCGUCAAGGCUCAAUCCUCAGUCUUUUUACCACCAUCCCAGUUUUUAUGACUGCUUUUGGAUAUCAACUCAAUGUUCAUCCUAUAAGGGCAGAGCUUGGAGAACCUUCAGACAUGAGAUUGGCUAUCAGGAUAUCACUUGUCAUAUGCGCUCUCUUUUAUUUCUGUAUCGGGUUCUUCGGCUAUCUAUUAUUUGGGGAUUCUAUUGAUGCAGACAUGCUGGUGAACUUCGAUCAGAUUGGUCAUGGUACUAUGAUCGGUUUAUUAAUCAAUGCCAUUGUUCGAUUAAGCUAUGCAGUUCAUCUCAUGCUGGUGUUUCCUUUGAUAAAUUUCUGUCUGAGAGCCAAUUUAGACGAGCUCUUCUUUCCGGACAAGCCUGACUUAGCCAAAGACACACCAAGAUUCAUAUGCCUCACGUCUAUAACACUUGUCCUUGCUUAUCUAGUUGCAAUCGCCAUACCAAGCAUAUGGUACUGCUUCCAGAUACUGGGUUCAACAACUGUUGUUUUCCUCAUACUCAUAUUUCCAUCCUCUAUCAUUCUAAGGGAUAUUCAUGGGAUCUCUACAUCAUGGGACAAGGUGGUCGCAGUCUUGCUUGUACUUGCUGCGCUAUUUACCAGCACAAUUGCUAUGUGGACCAAUUUGUCCACUCCUUCGGGGAGUACAGCCUAACUGUUUUCUCGCAGUCACCCACAUUUUAGCAGGUUUUAUAGUUGAUCGUGAUUUGUGCACUUCAGUUCUAGCUGAAGUUUGCUGAUCUGGUGAUCACACUGGUCAGUUUAUCCGUCUCUCUUAUUCGUCAGGCUUCAUUAAUCUUCCGCGCCUGGAUUUUCCUGAAUUGACACAUUUUCUUGUGGUGGUUGAUUUAACCAAUGUAUAUUCUUCCUGUAAAAUGUAAAUAUUCUUUUCUGAACCACAUUUAUCUGUACCAAGUACCAACAAGAGAGAGCUGGUCUGAGUCUCUUUGGUUGAAGCUUCUUAGCAUACUGAAUUGAUUGUUGGAGUUCUCAUACUUGUCAGUGAAACUUUAAGGUGAAGGGAAGGCGCUUGUUUUUUUAUAUUGUGGCUGAAUGGAAUUUGUCAAACCUGUGAAUGAACAUGUCAAAGUGGUAGCGAUUGCAGCAUCGGAUCCUCGGUCCAAAGUGCAAGGGAUCCUUUAGACCUGUAGUUUGUAAGAUCUAUGUUGUUACUUUCUUUACAAAAUGCUCAAUUGUAAAUUGUAUUGUAUCAGUAGCUCAAUCUCUUUGGCUCCUGAACCAGUGAUUUUAGUUUAUGCAGUCAUUCUGUUUGUUACUGAUCUUGCAUGGUAUUAAUUCAUGUAGUCAUGUUAGAAAUACUCGUAAAACUUAGGCUCUACACCACAUCGUUGUAAAUUUCUUGUUUUCAGCUUUUAGAGUUAGAAAGGGUAAAAUCAAUAUAAGUUAUACUCCGUAAAAAAAAAAA